Messenger RNA from Culex pipiens pallens (northern house mosquito), 1095 nucleotides. RefSeq lists its product as uncharacterized. The coding region runs from base 1 to 1095 and encodes 364 amino acids. Gene Ontology annotation, cellular component: nucleus. The record is from RefSeq and is a predicted model, not a curated record. Lineage: Eukaryota; Metazoa; Arthropoda; Insecta; Diptera; Culicidae. The transcript has a single exon.
AUGUUACGAACUAUCCUCAAGCUCGCGGACACUAAGCAGAAGGUGCUGUUGGCACGGAACUAUGUCCGGCGGGCCCGCAACCCUGGCGUGGAUCGUCAGAUGGGCCUGCUGAACGAUGACCAGCUGAAGACCGACCUCGAAGAGUUGGAACAGAUCGAUGAGGUGGACUUUAGUGGGGUGGCAAAGUCGCAUCGGCAGUACGAGAAGGAAACCCAGCAGUACCGGGAGCGCCUGCAGAGCUGGAUCGUCGGGAACAAGUACUUCAAGACAAAGCAGCUCAACUUUCUGACCUGGUCCGAGAAGGAACAGAUCCGCUACCUGCACAACUUUGACCCGGAAGAUUGGACCAUCGACAAGCUGGUGGAGAGCUUCCCCGCGGAUCGGUACACCGUGGCGAAGAUCGUCAAGGCCAAGUGGACGCCGCGGGAUGCGGGCCGAGUUCAGCGGCACGACGAAACCGUCCGCGAAAACUGGGAAAUGCUGAAAUCCGGGAGGAUUAAGAACAUUGACGACGGAUUCGCCGAACACCUGAACAAGUUCGUUCAUAGAAACUUCCAGGAAGUCCAGAAACCUAAGUUGGAAACCAAGCGCCUGUACGAGAUUCAGCAGCUUCCGGAAGGCGGCGAAUUUUCCCAAAUCAUAACCAGCUGCAAGAAGUACGCUGACACUCCUGUCGAGGAACAGAAACUUCUAGGUGAAGAGCAACGCUCCGCUUCAACCCCGGAUAUCCCGUUCAGAGCUCCCAACGAUGAUAUGUUCCUGAUGGGUGAGGUGUCGGAUCGUCGUCACAAAACGCUGCGGCAGAUGAAACAUGAGCAAGGUACUCCUCCAGCAGUAGAAGCGACACAAUCGCAAAUGGUCAACACCGAUCUUGUGGAGCGAAUCGAGGAGUUGAAGGUGCAAAAGCACGAAACGGGAGCGGUUCCCCUGCCAGAGAUUAGAGGUGCUGCGCGGUCAGAAAUUCGGGAGUUCGUCAAAAUCCCCAAGAAACUGUACCGCAAAGGCGCCACGUAUCAGCUGGACGAUUGCUUCUACGACGACGACGGAGAGUUCCUAUACAGAGUGCCUGGCAUGGCGGGACGAAGCGGUCGCUGA